AUGUCCAAUCGCCGCCAUGCUGAGCCACUGCUUCGGCUCGAAAUAGCCUUGACCGCUCGUGGUAUACCUACCUACAUUCCCGAACCAGAAUCCGGCAAACGCAGCGGCAACAUACGACAUAGCGACCACCCUACCGACUUCAGUCAUCUUGUUCCUCCACAGUCGUCUGGCGGCGAUCAUAGACUUUGGAUAACUGAUCGGAUUAUGGAGCCUCAGACGAUCCCGCAUUUCUUGGAGUUUCUUAUGCACGGUUGUCUUCCUGGUGGUGACCGCAAAACAUAUCGGCCACUACUCACCGUUGAGGAGGCCAGAAACAUGAGCAAGCCAUUCACUGACUGGGCGCCUGCACCAUUUAAUAUUGAGCAAAGAUCGACUUUUGACUGGGUCGGCAUCCGUAUCGGGUCACACGAGGAUUCGGCGCGCCUUUGGCGGGUUGCCAAAGAGCUUCAUGCAAUGAAGUCUAGAUUGUGGGAAGGUAUACCACCUCUUUCUGAAAGACGAUGGAAAGAGUUGCAACUCGAUGACCCAGAGAACUUUAAAGAUGCUUGUCAGUACUUUGUCGCAGUUCUAGACGUCUUCGCCUACCUCAACCAUUCACGAACCAAGAAUGCUCUACGAACAACCUACAACCUGAUAUGGGAUCACCUGAGAGUGUUCGAGCAAGCUGUUAACGCGAAGCGUAAAGCAGAAAACGAGGUGUACGAAGAAGUCUCAGUGACUGGCCUUUGGUAUCAGUACAUCAGGGCCCAUUACGAUUGCAUUUGCGACAGUGCUCAUCAAUGGGUCAUUGAGCACAUCGAUCGUAUCCGAGAACCAUUGGUACUUGAGAUGGGCAGCCAUAAAUCUUCGCACGAGACCGAAGUUGAUGCCAGGCAGAGGGAGAUGGCGGACAAGAUAGACGAUUUAGGUCGAAACACGGCUGAAGCGGAUUACAUGAUCUUUAUGCCGACAGACGGCUACAAAGGCGACAGUUCCUCCGCUAAAGAGCGUGAACCGCUAACGGAAGCCCACAAAAAAGUGUUUCGCAAGGACCCAAUCUCGUGGUCUGCCAAUAUCAACUGGCGGAUAGAAGAUUACCAGGAACGAGUCCGUUAUCUUGACAAAAAAGAGACGUACGAGUAUUAUCUGCGUGAGGGCGAUUCAUUUCAACCAUCUAUCAAUGAUCCCAGGUGUCUCCUUAUCACAUGCAUCAGUCACAUCGAUGCGCAGACGACAGCUCGGUACGAACUGAGAGGUCCUUCAGAGCCCCAGAUGGACCGCUGGAUUGAGUACGCUCGACGGCCGCUACCCCGCGUGAAAGGCUUUGCCGCCUUUCGGUUGUGCCACAAGCAUGACGAAAAGAAGUGGAACGAGUUCAAAACGAAAUUCGAAGUUGAUGUCGCCGAUUGGGGACUCGGAAAGAAAGAUAUCGACGAUGUGCGGAAAGGUUGCAAAAUCCACUGGAUUGAUGGAAAGCAGGAGACUAUAAAGGAUGCGAAAAGGAAAUUCGAGAGCGUCUUGCCAAAUCUUCCUGUCCACCAUCGAAUGUUCCUAGCUAUCGACGAGGCCACGAUACAGUCAUAUCUCGAGCGAAAUGCCUCCAAGUUCGUUCUUGCCGUUGAUGCACAAUAUGGAUCGAUAGGAGAAGACGGAGAAGAGGAGGAGGAGCCUCCCAGCGAACAGGAUCAUGAGACUCCCGGUUACGAUGGAACAGUGCGAAUACUGGGAAGUCUUUUGUGGGACGAAUUGGGUGCAAUGCAAACUACCCAGGGUGUAUUACUCAAACAUCUAUGGCCUUAUGCGAUGAGCGAUGUCGAGAAGGUGUACAGAGGGUACAAGCCUGGAACCGUGUUGAAGUUCCAGAGCUAUGAGGAAACAAUGGCGUGGAAGGUUCUCAAUGCUGUUUUGCCUUUUGCAAUUAGGUUGGCGGCGAGAAGGGGUGGAUCACGACGUGCAAACUCAUAA
Fusarium venenatum is the source of this 1944-nucleotide messenger RNA. RefSeq lists its product as uncharacterized. NCBI's taxonomy places the organism in Eukaryota, Fungi, Ascomycota, Sordariomycetes, Hypocreales, Nectriaceae. The record is from RefSeq and is a predicted model, not a curated record.